AUGUGGCACCAACAUUUGUGUCUUAUUGGCAUCACGACAGGAUCCCUGUUGCUUAUUGAGUCAUGGUUGUUGAACCGGAUACAGUUACCCAGUUUGCUGGAACCUGAUAUUCCAGACCUGAAAUUAGAAAUCACCAGACGCAUUCGUGCUCGUGUUGAGAAAAGGGCGGUUGGACAGUUGAUCGGUUCUUCAGUAUGCAUAGCAUAUUGGACUGGGGCAUAUUUAAUCUCGUUGUUCCCUCUAAAACUAAAGCCCCGCCUUUAUCGGAUAGUCUCCGCAACCGGAUUUCUUACUUGGCACUUGAUAAUUCAACCAUAUCUGUUCGCCUCGUUGUUCUACAGCAUAUAUGUCAUGCUCCUGGUACUGGACGAUGCUGCACUCUUGAGAGACAAUCUCCAGGACCAUUGGACAAAUGCCCUUAAUCACUUAAGGCGGAGCAACACAUCAAUCGACAAAGUGUUGUUUUACACGACCUACCUGGAAAACCUGCAGCGGACGUUCCGUUGUUGUGGAGCACUGUCGCUCUCAGACUGGGACGGAGCUGACCCUUUGCGUGAAGGGCUGAAUUCCACCUGGUUUUCACAUAAACAUGGCUUCUACCCUUGGCAGAGCACUGUGGUCUACAUUCCACCCAGUUGCUGUGACCCACAGCGCACCUCAACAUGCUCAAAAGUCGACUUGCUGGAACGUCACCGGGAGCUUGUGGACCAACCCCAACACUCUUAUUCACAGUGGGUUCCCGUCCACUUUAACGGAUGUGUGGAGGUAAUGACGGAACUAAUUGGCGCUGAACUAACCGGAACUCUGAUUCAGGUAUUUCUGAUCAACAUAGCGCUUCAUGUACUCCAAACCAUUGUUUGUUAUUGUGGAUGGUAUGUCCGAAAACCGAGCGCUUCGUUGCAUUCGUCGCGUGUAUCAUCAAAUCGAAACCAGUCGGCUGCUGUGAACGAGGACAAGGAUUUUCUUUCGGUUGUCAACAAUGAUGAUGUGAUUACUGAUGAAGAGGAGGGCGACGACGACGAAGCGAAGGAGGUGGACGGACUGGAAUCUGUUGCCCAGCUUGAAGAAGAAACACCGACCAAGCUGAAUGAGGGUGAGAUAUUGGCACCGGUUUCAGAGGCAAAAAAUGAUCAGGAUCUGUUGAAUAAACAUUUACCCUUUCUGGUGAGAAAGAUCACACUCGGUCCCAAAUCGAUUCAACCUCUCCCACUUUUCCAUGGGAGACUUGGCUAUAUAUCCAACAAAAAGCUUAUGCUAGCUUGCCAAGGUAUGGCAAUGUAUGGACGUCUUUCUUUGAUACAGCAUGCUUUCAGAAAAACCAAGGUGAGGUGGAUAGAGAAUGGAAUUAGAAUCGGGUGGUGUUUGCGGGACCGCGAUGAUGUCUAUGCAACGUUUCUACGACCCAUCAGGUGGAGCACGUCUCACUGUCCGGGACAGGUUGAAUGGAAUGGGUUGCGACACUGGUUGCGUCGUCGGCUGCCACUUGUUGAAGCUAUCCUCUACGCGGAUGGGAAUGUAAGACGUGAGAUAGAGGGAAAUGCUAUUUAUCGUUGCUUCACCAUCUGUGUGGUUCGAAUGAUUUGUUGUGCAGCUUUGGGUUUCCUAGUAUCGAUGACGCUGGUAAAAGCAUUUGUGCCGCCAUCCGAAGACGAACCUCCGGGUGGACCAAAGAAAAACAAACGCGAGGAGCAAGACCAAAAGGAUGCUUUUAUUGUGACCAAAGAAGUUACAUGGAUGACAAGUCUGCUCAUACAAACGACGAUCGUGUUGGGAGCAGUUGUAUCUCGGAGGGUUCGAUGUCUACUGUUCAUGCUUGUUCCCAGUCUGGGUCUCACAGUAGGCAAGUCUUACUUGGGAGCCGAAGUUUUGCACACAAUACUGACUGGUCCGACAUCGACGACCGAAAAAAAUUUACGAUCAGCCGCAGAGACAUUGGAAUGUCUGAUCAGCCUGUCUGCGAAUUUGACACGUGAAGCCAAAACUUUCUAUGAGGAUGCGAAAGAGAAUAUUGAAACGGAGAACACACAAAAUUAUUACGAAAUGGUUCAAGAAAAAUCCACGAAACUGACAGAAAGCAUUGAUACUUACAAGGAAUCGGCUGACAAAUUAAUGAAGGAGAUAGCCAAGUCCGAAGAGUUCGCCAGACGCGCCGAAGAGACAUUGCGAGGUGGCAGUAAGGAAGAAGGGGAAAGUACUGGCUACGAAGGAGUGGACAAGGUGGACCAGGCACGAAGAAACCGCCUCCUAGAAAUGACACAAAAAAUGGUUGAUAGAGACGGCAAUGCAACUGUGCUAACUAUGCAGCGAUCAAAGGAUAAAAUGAAAAAGAUGCUAUCCAAACUAUCAUCAGGGCCAGAGAUGUUCGAGAAUUUGAGUCAUCGCUUAGAGGCCGGGGCGGAUAUAGAAAGACUAAUCAAACGUCGAAUGACAGCUACCUGCAUGGUGUUCCAUAACACACGAGGUCGUAUAUGUAGCAUGGCGGCGGUGCACACAUGCGAUCGUUUGCAGACUGUACUCAGUCUUAUAUUGCUCUACCCAGUUUUGAUCAAAUACCCAUGCAUUUGGCAAGUUUCCAAAGGUGUUGCAUGUCCAACCAAUGAUGCCAUCGACGCGGCGGUCGAGCAGUGCGGAUCAAGCGGGUCCAACAUUGGCAUGGGCCCUGGGUUUGGUGCCAUGUUCUACCAGUCUGCAGAAUCCUUGAAUCAACUAAGAGAGACGUUUCAUAUGCAAAUUAGAGUAGGACUUGACAAAUUGCCCAAUAUGCUUGAUGUUCUUUCAUCCAAACAAUCAGCUGCCUUGGAAGUUGCACAAAAAACCAGACAGGCUGUGACAAUCCUGUUGCAAAUAGGGCUGCUUGCGUCCACACUGUUGAAGUUGUUGGCACUGGUGGUGUUCCGCAAGGCAAACAUGUACAUCACUAAAUACUUGUCAGAUCUAGACUUUGAUAACAUGUAUAUAGGAAAAAGUUUCGAAGCAAUCGAUGCGAAACGCAUUAAAGAAAACCGGGAAGUACUGCUUCCGCUAAAGUCCCAAGAACGGAAAACUGUUUUCUGGCGCAGGAAAGCCUACACGAAAAGUGAAUUAUCCAAGGCAUUUGUUGCCGGCCUGAAAUCAUUUGGUUUCGGAGCAGUUUUAUGUGUUAUGUUCCUGAUCGAUAAGUUUAUUUUUGAAACUAUCGGAUUGUUGGAUGAGGCCACCAGUGCUAGUGUUGAGGUUGGAAAAAAACAGAGUGCAUCGGAAACACAACAGCAAAGUGAGCCAGAGCCACCUACGAUUGAGGGAGACGGAAUAUUUCGAGAGCUGAUUUUGAACACCAUAAUAAUCCUGACAAAGAUCAGUAAGAUUGAUUUAGGUUUUGACCUCAGUGCUUGCAGUCCUCGGGUACAGGUCACAUCACAGUAUUACACGUACCGGUUCGUUGUGCUUUGGGUCUGUAUGCUGAUAGUUGGUUUCUUUUCAGGAUAUCUGCUUCGUUUGCGCCACAUUAUUAUGGAUUUCUUCUAUCCUUUCCGUCAGCGUCGAAGAGCCAUUCACUUAUACAAUCGUCUUCUGGUCAACCGACGUCGUCAUAUGACGAUGUGUCGCAAUUUACUUGUUCAUCAUACGCGGCAAAAUCGACUACAGAAUGAGGCACGCGAGAAGUCAAGUGCAAUGGUCUUAUAUGAAAAAAAUCCAAGAUUGGCCAAAUUUUUGGGUCAGGACAAGGUGACCUGUAUUCUUUGUUUGGACAAAUUCAAAAUCGGCCCAAGUGUAGUUAUUUGUCCAUAUGACGACGCUGCUAUGUGUUUAACUUGCAAGGGAUCGGUGUUUCCAGACACGAAUACGUGUGUUAUCUGUCUUGAUCGUGAUAUAAUUAAACUCUUUGAAGAAAAGCGACGUGUGUUAAAUGUAAAAAGAGAAUGCAUUGCCAAUAUCGACGAAAGCGACGUGGAAACUGAGGUGGAAUCAUUGGCAGGCUCAGAGGAUGAUCGAACCAAUGAGAAACGGUCUACGGAUUCACAACAAGAAGUGAAGUAUGGAACAAAAAGCUUUGCUAAAAAAGAUGUCUGAACAGUUUUGAAUUACGCAUUUCGUCACCUUUAUACUAUUGUUUCAAUGUAGACUUCACUGAUGUUCGCUAAA
This is a messenger RNA of Opisthorchis viverrini, 4122 nucleotides long. RefSeq lists its product as hypothetical. The coding region runs from base 1 to 4050 and encodes 1349 amino acids. The transcript has 3 exons. The record is from RefSeq and is a predicted model, not a curated record. Lineage: Eukaryota; Metazoa; Platyhelminthes; Trematoda; Opisthorchiida; Opisthorchiidae. Gene Ontology annotation, cellular component: membrane.